GGCUUGCCACGGUGACAUCACGGGCCGCCGACCGUCUUCCGGCUUCCUUCAGCGGCGUCUUCAAGUGGACCCGUCGGAUCCGCGUCCACUCGUCCACUGGUCCGGCCUGCGCCAGCCACGCGGACGCACGCGCGCGCGCUCCCGUCCCGUCCAGUCCCGCACUUACCGGCGCAGGAGCCGCUCGCGACAAGCAAGCAAGCCAGCAAGCGAGCGGGCGACGAAGGAAGACCCGACCGGCACCGGCACCGGCACCGACACCGACACCGACACCGGCACCGGCAGCUCCUGGCAUCUUCUUUCCUUUCCUUUCCUUUCCUUUCUUUAGUUUUAUUUUGAUUUUUCAAUUCUAUUUUUUUGCUUUCCCCGUUCGUGGUCGUCCUACUCCUCGGUCUGCUGAUCUUUUCUAUCUUUUGUCGUGGAGCCGUGCGAGUGUGCCUCCUUUUUUUUUUUUUUUUUUUUUUUUUUGGGGUACCCCCUCCUCCUCCUCCUCUUCGUCCUCCUCCUCCUCGUCAUCAUCAUCACAUUCAUCAUCAUCUGCGGAGGUGCUCCCCAGAGACGCGUGCGGUUUUGCGGGACAUGGCCAAAUAGCAGCAGCCCGUGAUGCCGGACCAUGACAGCGACUCCCUCCUGAACAGACAGACCAAGCGAAGACGCGUGGACAUCGGCGUGAAGAGGACCGUGGGCAGCGCCGCCUCAGCCGCAGCGACCACCGAUAGCAUCGCGCGCGCCAAAGCCGCCAUUUUCAGCGCCAUGAACUCUCUGAGCGGCCACUCUCACCACGGGUCGGACGGCGAGCCCGUGGAGUGCUCCGUCGUGCAGCCGCACGGAGGGCCCGGCGUGGUUUCGGCCGGCGACGGCGAUUCAAAGUCCAACGUGCUGCGGAAGCUGCUGAAGCGGGCCAACUCCUACGAGGACGCCAUGAUGCCCUUCCCCGGCACCACCAUCAUCUCGCAGUUGCUCAAGAACAACUUGGCCAAAAACGGCGGCGGCGGCGGCGGCGGGGACCGGGGCGAAAGGGGCGACCACGGCUUCCCGGGAUCGGGGCUCUCCAACACGAGCUCCGACGCUCCCCAGGAGGACGCCUGCAGCAACUCCUCCCAAGAGAGCACCCCCCAGGAAUGUUUGUCGCCCUUCGGCCGGCCCCCCGGCCUGGGCGCGUUCGACGUGGAGCGUCUCAACGACGAGCACCUGCGCGCCAAGCGGGCGCGCGUGGAGAACAUCAUCCGCGGCAUGAGCCACUCCCCGAGCGUGCUGGUGCCGCCGUCUUCUCGCCACGAGAUGGACGGCGAGCGGGAAAUGGAUCUGGAGUGCCCGCCUCCCCGCGCCCAGCACCGGGGGCCCGGCAGCCCGCGGGCCGGCGAGCCGUGCGGAGGCGGCGGCCGGGAGAAUAAGCGCAAGCAGCGUUUGCCUCAGCAGCAGCAGCAGAGCUUCACCCAGCUGGUGUGUCAGAGGAAAGAGCAGAAGCAGGAGGAGCGGCGACAGCUCAAGCUCCAGCUGGAGGACAUGCAGAAGCAGCUCCGGCAGCUGCAGGAGAAGUUCUUCCAGAUCUACGACUCCACCGACGACUCGGAACACAACGACGCGGGAAACCUGUCCGAGGACAGCCCGGCGAGGUCCGACAACGGCCCCGACGAGCGGGCCGGCGAGGACGACGAAAUGUCCGACCUGGAUCCGGGCCGCUUCCUGGACCGGGCGCGGGCCCUGCUCGGAGAGCCGGCCCCGCCGGGGAACGGGGACAAGGCGGGACGAGAUGGAGCCGGCCGGGGCAAAGGGCAGGGGGGGGCCGAAGGUAAACAGCUGGCGGAAACGCUGAAGCAGGAACUCAACUCGGCCAUGACGCAGGUGGUGGACACGGUGGUCAAGGUGUUUGCCAAGCCCCCGCGCCCCACCCCCCAGCAGGCCUUCCCCCCGCUUUCCUUACCCCCCGAAAGGUUCCCUUCUGCGGUCAACGGGGACAACCCAAACUUUCACACCGCCAACCAGAGGCUGCAAUGCUUCGGCGACGUCAUCAUUCCCAACCCGCUGGACUCCUUCGCCGGCAUUCCCGGCAUUCCGGCCCCGCUGAACGACCAGACCGAGGCCCUGCCGCUGGUCGUCAGGAAGACGCCCGGCGACCAGCACCACCACCACCACCACCACCACCACCAGUCCUCGGCCGUGGGGGCCCACGGGGGUCACCACCACCCGUCUCUUCACCCUUCGUCGCUCUCUGCCUCGAUGGGGUUCAGCCCGCCCUCCUUCAGGCACCCCUUCCCCCUGCCUCUCAUGGGGUACCCCUUCCAGAGUCCCCUGGGGCCGCCCACGGCCGGCUACCCGGGCAAAGAGCGCUCCUCGCCCGACUCCGUGGACCUGUCCCGGGAGAGCGCCAGCCUGAGGACCAAGAUGGCGUCCGGCCACCACCUGGGGCACCACCAUCGCUCGUGCUCGCCGGCCCACCCCGGCGGCACGGCGGAGGGACUCUCCUUGUCGCUCAUCAAAUCCGAGUGCGGCGACCUGCAGGACAUGUCCGACAUCUCGCCUUACUCGGGCAGCAACAUACAGGAGGGUCUCUCCCCGAAUCACCUGAAGAAGGCCAAGCUCAUGUUCUUCUACACCCGCUACCCGAGCUCCAACAUGCUCAAGAUGUUCUUCUCAGACGUGAAGUUCAACCGCUGCAUCACCUCCCAGCUCAUCAAGUGGUUCAGCAACUUCCGGGAGUUCUACUACAUCCAGAUGGAGAAGUUCGCCCGGCAGGCCAUCAACGACGGCGCCGCCGGCGUGGAGGACCUGAGCGUGAGCCGCGACUGCGAGCUCUUCAGAGCCCUCAACAUGCACUACAACAAGGCCAACGACUUUGAGGUCCCCGAUCGCUUCCUGGAGGUGGCGGAGAUCACGCUGCGCGAGUUCUUCAACGCCAUCGUGGCGGGCAAAGACGUGGACCCGUCGUGGAAGAAGGCCAUCUACAAGGUGAUCUGCAAGCUGGACAGCGAAGUGCCCGACAUCUUCAAGUCGCCCAACUGCCUGCAGGAGCUUCUGCACGAGUAAAGCGACUCCGCCUUCGACGCCGUUCUCCUUGCUUCCAUUGCGUCGGCCCCCUUUUCGAUUGGAAUUUGCCAACGUAUGAAAGUUCUGAAGUAGCAUUCGGGCCGUCUGUUCCUCGCCCGCUCGCCCGCUCUUGUGUUGCUUUCCUUCGAUGAUGGUGAUGGUUGUUCUUGCUUUUGAUUUUCCUCUUGACGAACUGAACCUUUGAAUCCUUUUGGGCUGAUUUGGGGACUGAGUGACUCCUAUUUUCAUUUUAUUUAAUUUUUUUUUUUGGGGGGGGGGGGCCUAACUCACAAAGCGACGAAGGAAAGGGGCAGGAUUCCGUACAGAUUCGGAAUCCGCUUGGGGUCCAUUGGACGAAGCGCCCCCGCCCUCCCCCCGGCCGUAGAUUGCGCAGCAUUAAUAAAGAUCAGAACUCCUGAGGAUCUUGACGGGAUUUGGUGGUGCGAGUCUGGACCAGUUUUAAAAAGAUCCCGUUUUGAAGUGUGUUUUCCCUGCAAGUAGGCCAUUGUGUUUAUCGGGUGUACAUUAUUAUUAUUAAUUAUUAUUAUUAUUAUGAUGACUAUUUUGGGGAUACGAUGAUUUUAUUAUUUGUCACCGCCGGUUGCUGAAGGUUGGCACUUGAAGUUUUGUUUGUCCUUUCGAAGACAAAAAAAAAAAAAAUAAAAUAAAAAUAAAUUAUUCCUAUUAAGAGUUUUGAGAAAGAGUUGAGAUUCUGGAAUAUUCUGCUUCGUGUGUCCAUCGCUUGAAAUGUUUUAUUUUCCAUUUAGUUUUGGAGGUGCGGCAUUACAUUUUUGUUGUCGAUGUUGUUAUUUUGUGUACAUUUGUAGCGUUUUCUGCAAUUUUCCCGUUUGCUUAUUUUCUUUUUCCGUCGCCUCUCAGACUUUCUGUUGGUUUCCCUACACGAGCGCCAUUUGUGUCUUUUGAUAUUCUGGCACUAUUUUCCACCAACCCGCCUUUUUUUCGUCGGCGGGGCUUUUGAUUUCGGGGCGCGACGACGUCAUCUCAAUUGCGGCAGAUACUUGAAGAGGUGCGAAUCCCGAAACGGAGAAAAUUGAAGAGGCACCCAAAAAAGGCCGUCAUUAGGAAUUCAGAAAGACGCGGCAACAAUGCGGGGUCGGAGGUGAGCGGGGGAGAUCUCGGCGAGUUCAAAGUGCGCCCACGGAGGGGAGGGGGCCACGCCGAAACCUUCCACUCGAGACCCGUUCGGUCACGUGACGAGCGCAGGUAUUUUUUCAAAAAGAUUCAUCGGCCCGCUUGAUCUUUCCUUGUUUUUUUUGUUUUUUUGCUGCCUUUUUUUCAAGCUUCCGGUUGGCUGAUGUGACUUUGGCUGCCGUUUUGGUUUUGCAAGUGUUUGACAACAUUUUGACAAGAAUUGUUAUUUGUACAAAAUGUCUGACGUCAGAGAUUUUAAAUGACUAAAACGCUGAAAUGGAAAACAAGAUUAAAAAAAAAAAAAAUAGACUCCUCCAGAGUGAGCAUUUCCCUAAAAAUUAUACAAAUGCAUCUUUGGGCCUGAUCUUUCUUUCUUUCUUUUUUUUUUUUUUGCAAUGUCCAAAGCCGGCAGAGGAUUUGUUCUUUCUUUUGCUUUUGUUUCUAAAAUAGUGACUAGUCAAGUCUAUAGUUUGAAAAUCGUCAUCUGGUUGCGCCUUUUCCAGAAAUGACUUUCUUCACCCUUCCGAUUGGUUGACAGUUUUACAUCAAGCACCAAUGAAAGAGAUUUAAUUUUUUCCACUGCUUGAGUCAAGGGCAAAAACUUUUUUACCGUUACUUGACAAUUGGGCAAAGUUGGCAGUUUUGACUCAAACCCUUUUUUUCCAUAGUUUGGUGAGGUUUUAGAUCAAUACGUACUACUUGGAGAAAUAUGCAUUUUUGGAAGAAGAAAGUCAUUUUUGCACAUGCCGUUCAACUCCAUCGGUGAUUUCCCCCCAAAAUCGACUUUAGGUGUCAUUGAGCCUUUUCCAGAAACGACUUUCUUCCAAUUCUGACAGGCGAGGACGACAUUACGGGUACGAGGAAAAAGCUUCACCUGUUUACUUUUUUACUUUUCCCCCCGAUUUUGAAAAAUGCCUGCGCACGGACACGUCGCUCCGCCUCCCACACGAGGACGGAUCAAAAGCGUGCGGACAAAGGGAGGCAGAGAAAGACGAGAGCGCCUCCCUCCAUUAUCUGGCUCUCCUCGAGAUCGGCGGACGAUUUUGUCACCGGGCGACGUCUGAAAGCGCCAAACAAAAGGAGAGAGGAAAGGAUCCGCUUCUGAAAGCGCCUCCACGCCCUCGCGCUUCCCGACGCUAAAAGCGUACAGCUCAGAUGUUCAGCGCCACAUCAAUAACUUUUUUUUUUUUGUUAGUUUUUAUAAAGAAUUGUACAGUUUAAAAUCUAUGGGGAAAUAUAUAUAUAUAUAUAUAUAUAUACGUACACCAUAGUGGCAUUUUUUUUUUGUUUGUUUUUUGACAAGUCUGUUGAAUUCUGUGUUCCGGAUAAGUGAAUUGUUAGUAGAUUAGCAGCAAUAGGUGUACAUUUUGUGACUUGGUUUCUUUCUCCGUUUUGAUUUUUUUUCAUUUCUUCACAUCGGGAAAGAUGAACUCAGAAUCCAAUAUUGUCCAGUCAACUGUAAAUACUGUGGAGAUAUUAAAACAAAGAAUAGCUGGACAGUUUUGUAUAAUCAAUCCAACGGUAUGGGAAAAUGGUGUCAGAAUCCCCCACCCCCGCCCCAAAAUGACGUCUCACGCCUUCACCGGGGGCCCCUCGCUUACUUCAAUUGAACACUUGAGAGCGCGAGAAACCCCCUGAAGACGUUUCCGCCGUGCGUGAGCUUCGUAGGGCGAGCGAAACGCCGCCGAGGACCGCGAGUGGGGCGGCGGGCUGGGGGGGGGGGGGGGGGGCGUUGUACACAACCCAAGAAUUGCGUCGCUUGUUUUUCUACUGGGUUCAAGCGGUCGGGGAAAACUUGUUGUGUUCUGCCGUCAUUUUUGGAGUGCUUUGCAUUUUGUGUUUGUGUGCGAGUCCGCGAGUGAAAAGAGAAAAGGCCGAUUAUGAGAACCUGUGAACCAGUUAGUGACACAAUUCUCAACGCGCCGGUGAACCCCACCCCCCACCGCGCCACCCUCCCCCCUUGGGAGUGCCAUGCCGACAUGUAAAUGACUCUCAUUAAGCGGCGCCCGCGUGCGUGCGUGCGCGUGGCAGCAUCAUUUCCUCGGAUCCGUUUGCUGGCCUUUUUGAAAGGGAUUUUUUUUUUUUUCAUUUUUUGUUUCAUUACGCUUUCGCUAGUUAAUCUUUAUGGUUGUUAUUAUUAUUAUUAUUAUUAUGACUCUGAUUCCAUUGGCCAUCUUCUUUUGUAAAUAUCCAUGAGAUGAACUGGAAAAGUGAAAGCUACUGCCUUUGUAUAACUUAGCAAUAUGUUCUGUAAAUAGUGUUUUGUUGAUGCUUUUUUUUUUUUUCUCGUUUUGUAUGACGACGAUGAUGAUGAUGAUGACGAUGAUACCGCUAUUUUUAUUCUAGUCCAGUAAUUCCAAUCGGAGCGGUGGUUGUUUUUUUUUCUUUUUUUAAUGACACACAGGCUGUCAAAUACAACUCAAAUGAUGUUAUGGCUGCUGUAUUUUAUUUUAUUUUCAUUUUUUUUCUUUGAUUUGUGUCUAUUUUGUCCUGCAGAUUGUGUGUAAUUUAUUGGUUUAAUUUAUCCUAAUUUAUUCAACGUUGCAGGGAAGGCUGUACUGCAUUUCAUAAAGUAGGCCCAAAUUUCUUCAAAUGAAUCCUAGCUGAAGGUGAAUUUUUGGGGAAAAAAAAAAAAAAAAAAAGUAUAAACAUGGGGAGGCUUUCGGCAGCUAAAUGGAAUUUUCGAUUUGUUUUCCGUACGUUCCCAGACGGGGCCGACCGAGGCUAAUGCGGAAAACUGAAACCACUUUGAAGCUGUUUUGUAUUUUUGUUUGUUUUGUUUUGACCCCCCCCCCCCACCCCCAAUUGCUUUGUCCCGGCCCAAACACAACCAGUAGUCAAAUUGCCUUUCGUGCCUUCACCUUCUAUCAACUGAAUGUAUGUGCAGUAUAUAUGCAAGCUUGUGAAAAAUGGAUCAAAAAUGGAAAUAAAAAAGAAAGAAAAACAAAAGUCUUCUUUUUAUAUGAUAUCAUAACGGCUAUUAAAACGUCUGAUGCUAAAUGUUACUUUACCAAUUUCUUGCUUGUGUUGAG
Molecule: messenger RNA, 7208 nt
Organism: Syngnathoides biaculeatus (alligator pipefish)
Lineage: Eukaryota; Metazoa; Chordata; Actinopteri; Syngnathiformes; Syngnathidae
Product: prospero homeobox protein 1-like
Exons: 5
Coding region: 601-3024 (807 amino acids)
Biological process (GO): regulation of transcription by RNA polymerase II
Cellular component (GO): nucleus
Molecular function (GO): RNA polymerase II cis-regulatory region sequence-specific DNA binding; DNA-binding transcription factor activity, RNA polymerase II-specific
Source: RefSeq, a predicted model, not a curated record